This is a messenger RNA of Thunnus maccoyii (southern bluefin tuna), 1133 nucleotides long. RefSeq names its product serine/arginine-rich splicing factor 7-like. The transcript is spliced from 8 exons. Bases 394 to 1056 code for a protein of 220 amino acids. Gene Ontology annotation, cellular component: nuclear speck. The record is from RefSeq and is a predicted model, not a curated record. Gene Ontology annotation, molecular function: RNA binding; zinc ion binding. NCBI's taxonomy places the organism in Eukaryota, Metazoa, Chordata, Actinopteri, Scombriformes, Scombridae. Gene Ontology annotation, biological process: mRNA splicing, via spliceosome.
AAAGUUUAAAACAUAUUCUGCUAUUGACAGUAAUAACAGUAGAAAGAUUGGGACUGUGGGGACUUUAACAUAUUUUUCACUAUUUUCUGACAUUUUAUGGACAAAAUGAUUUACAAAAAACUCUACUGCAACACGUGACGAGGUCAGAGGUCAGAGGUCAGACACGUUGGGAACCACUGCUGUAAACAAUUGCAUGAAUGUGAUUCAUUAGAACAGUUAAAAACACAGUGACACGUUGCCCCACAUUUGAUACAAGACAUAGUAAACUAGACUGACAGGAAGUAUUUUGCGUGCUUGUUAUUGUUGCUGACUUCACUUCCGCCCCUAGUCAGUCAGCGCGCUAGCAGCUAGCAGCUAAACUAACCGGAGCGGGGCGGUGGAGGCUCGGUGAAGAUGUCCCGGUCUGGUCGGUACGGAGGAGAGACAAAGGUGUAUGUGGGGAACCUGGGGACGGGGGCGGGGAAAGGCGAGCUGGAGCGGGCGUUUGGGUACUACGGCCCCCUCAGGACGGUCUGGAUUGCCAGGAACCCACCAGGGUUCGCCUUCGUGGAGUUUGAAGAUCCACGAGACGCUGACGACGCCGUCCGAGGGUUAGACGGCAAGACGAUCUGUGGGAGUCGUGUGCGGGUGGAACUCUCUACGGGAAUGCCGCGGCGUUCUCGGUACGAGCGGCCGCCCGCCCGCCGGCCGUUCGACCCGGACGAUAAGUGUUACGAGUGCGGAGAAAAAGGUCACUACGCCUACGACUGUCACCGCUACAGCCGCCGGAGCCGGAGGAGCAGGUCCAGGUCUCGGUCCAGGUCUCGGGGGAGGCGUUACUCCCGCAGCAGGAGUCGCAGCCGGAGCCGAGGGAGGAGGUCCAGGUCCUCCCCCAGAAGGUCUCGCUCCGCCACGCCGAGGAGGUCCAGGUCCAGGUCCGGGUCCGGGUCCGGGUCUAGGUCUCGAGGUCGCAGCAGGUCUGGAUCGAUGGGUCGAUCUCGCUCUGGAUCUCCAGCUAGAAGUCGCUCGACGUCUCGGAGUCGCCGCCGCAGUGAAAGUUCAGACGGAGACGAAUGAAGAUUUUCUGUUUGUUUGUAAAAAUGUAGUUUUGUUUUUGAACAGAUUUAGUUGUUGAUGUGUUUGUUUUUCUAUCA